Messenger RNA from Magallana angulata, 2703 nucleotides. RefSeq lists its product as uncharacterized. The coding region runs from base 1 to 2703 and encodes 900 amino acids. Gene Ontology annotation, biological process: proteolysis. Lineage: Eukaryota; Metazoa; Mollusca; Bivalvia; Ostreida; Ostreidae. Gene Ontology annotation, molecular function: zinc ion binding; aspartic-type endopeptidase activity; nucleic acid binding. The record is from RefSeq and is a predicted model, not a curated record. The transcript has a single exon.
AUGGCCCUGAGGGCGGCCGGAGGGAAGCUUGAGGCCACCCCAUCACCUAUGAGUAAGAGUGGGGGUCCCAGGGAAAGUUUGUGCUACGGGUGCGGUGAAAGAGGACACUUCCGUCGGGAGUGCCCUUUGGAUAAUAGGCGUAGGUCAGAUGGAGGGGUAGGUGGGGCAGAGAGACACCCCCCACCCAAUCGAGGUGCCAAUCCAGCAGAGGGGAACCGCGGAGGACCUAGGUUCAGGAAUAGAUCCUCCAGUGAGAAUCGGCCUUCAGGAGCCGUGCGCAUGCUGACCCCGGAUAGAAGUACGGAGGCAGGAAGGCACCCAGUAGAUGAUAGAGUUCAGGGACAACCUACGGAGAAGUCAAGUUGUGACCAGCAAGCAGCUGAGGCCCGCUCUUGCAUGAAGAGCGGGAAGGCACGUAGUGGGCUGAAGGUGAGAUUUGAGCGGUCCAAGUCACCCGAUCUGUUUUCUGAUGAUGAACCUGUGGUUCCGGGGAGGGGAUUCUCAACUCCAACCGACCAGAGUCCUGAGCGUGUGCCGGAUUUCAGUGUAGAGAUUGCCGAGUUUAGGGAGACUGAGGUUGAGGUCAUGGAGGACAUUGAAGAGGACUGGAUGCCCCAGUCCAGUGAGACGGCCGGGGAGGUAGAGGACCUGUGUGUAAUGGUGGGGCAGGUACGCCCACAGACCAGUUACUCGGUUCCAUUGAGGAUCCAAGGGUUAUCUAUAGAGGCCGUGGCGGACACUGGGGCAGAGGUUAGUGUCCUAGGGAAGAUGUUUUAUGACCAGCUAGAACAAAAGCCCCCUAUUAAAAGGCAUGUUACCUUGCUGCAGGCAGGACACGGAGCGAGACUUAAGGGUUUUGUAGCAGGACCAUUUGAUUUUCGUGUGGGCCAGCGCACACUUAAGGUUGACCUGUAUGUUGCUCCUCUCAAGGACCAGAUGCUACUGGGGAUGGACAUCAUGAGAGACCACGGUGCUCAGCUUGACCUGAGGCAUGGGAUACUGAUUCUCGGCGGUGAGACAAUUCAGAUGACCUAUGGACGGGGGAAUGCUCGGACGGAAGCCAAUGUGACUUUGGUGAGGAAGGUUCGAGUUCCUGCAGGCUCUGUAGUCAUGUGCCCUUUUAGGCUAGAGAGAAGACUGUCAGAUUACCUGGUUGUGCCAAGGAUUGAGGACUUGUCGGAUGCCUUACUCAUGCCACAUACGUAUCACGCUGCGGGAGAGGCGUCCCUGGCUUGCUUAGUUAAUGCGUCUGGAAAGGAUGUGUCCUUGGAGGAGGGCAGUGUUAUCGGAGAGGCAGUCGAGGCGGAGCCAUACGUGCCGGUGCCCUAUUUGAUGAGGGAGGUGCGUAGCAUGGCUGAGAGUGGGCCCGAGGGCACACCACCGGAAGUACCCACCCAUUUGCAGGACCUGCUAGAACGAUCCUCUGCGGAGUUGAGUGAUGAGGAGCGGUCCCAACUUGCUAGCCUGCUGUCUGAGUUCCAAGAUGUGUUUGCCCGGAGUGAGUUUGAUUUUGGAAACUUCACUGCCCUUGAGCAUGAGCUUGACACUGCAGAUGCACCGCCAGUCAAGGAGAGGAUGCGGCGUACUCCUGUGUUCUUUGCGGGUGAAGAAGAGGCGCACCUCAAAAAGAUGCUUGACGCUGGAGUGAUCCAGCCCUCCAUGUCCGAGUGGGCUUCAGCGCCAGUCCUCAUCCGUAAGAAGGACGGACAAGUCAGGUGGUGUCUCGACUACCGCCGGUUGAACAAUGUCACCCGGAAGGAUGUUUUUCCCCUUCCCCUCAUUGAUGAGUGCCUUGAUACCCUCUCGGGAAAUGUGUGGUUCUCGAAGCUAGACGCUAACUCCGCAUUUCAUCAAAUUAUGAUCAGCCCCAAGGACAGAAAGAAAACUGCCUUCAUUACCCGGUAUGGCCUAUUUGAGUUCCGGAGAAUGGGGUUUGGUCUCUGUAAUGCCCCUGCUACCUUCUCCCGGGCAAUGAAUUUAGUGUUACGCGGGCUGACCUGGAGUAUCGUUCUGGCCUUCUUGGAUGACGCCCUGGUGCUGGGGAGUGAUUUUGAUGACCACCUGGCUAACUUGCGACAGGUGUUCCAGCGAUUCCGAGAUUAUGACUUGAAGUUCAAGCCCAAGAAGUGUGAGCUGUUCCGGCGCCGAGUGGAGUUUCUGGGAAGGCAGGUCAGUGGAACGGGAGUAGAGAUGGGGGAUGAAUACAUAGAGGCCGUGAAGCAUUGGGAGACUCCCACUAAUGUUAAGGAGGUGAAGCGGUUCCUAGGCUUCGCCAAUUACCAUAGAGGGUUUAUUGCUGGCUUUGCUCAGAUGGCACAUCCCCUGUAUAACAUCACUGGCAAGAAACCCUUUGUUUGGGGACCUGAGCAGCAGACAGCCUUUGAGAACCUCCGGAGAGCCCUCACUUCACCCCCGGUACUGGCUCUGCCUACAGCCAAUGAUCAGUUUGUGCUGGACACAGAUGCGUCUGCAGAAGCCAUAGGAGCUGAGCUGUGCCAAGUUCAAGAGGGGCAGGAGCGAACCAUAGCCUACGGGAGCCUCACCUUGUCCGCGGAGCAGAAAAAAUACUGUACUACUCGGAAAGAGCUCCUGGCCGUCAUCCGGUUCACACGCAUGUAUCGCCAUUAUCUACUAGGCCGGAGAUUUAUUGUAAAUACGGACCACCAUAGUCUCAUCUGGUUGCUGAACUUUAGGUACCCCUAG